This is a messenger RNA of Gekko japonicus, 3208 nucleotides long. RefSeq names its product nitrilase family member 2 (gene NIT2). Bases 35 to 889 code for a protein of 284 amino acids. Gene Ontology annotation, molecular function: omega-amidase activity. The transcript has 10 exons. Gene Ontology annotation, biological process: oxaloacetate metabolic process; L-glutamine metabolic process. Gene Ontology annotation, cellular component: mitochondrion. The record is from RefSeq and is a predicted model, not a curated record. NCBI's taxonomy places the organism in Eukaryota, Metazoa, Chordata, Lepidosauria, Squamata, Gekkonidae.
CUGUAUUAUCGGGGCGCUUGAGUUCGUGCCUGUAAUGCAGCUGCUGAAGGGAGUCAUGGCCAACUUCCGGAUAGCACUUAUCCAGCUUCAAGUAUCUGCUGCCAAAACAGACAACCUGGACCGAGCCACUGGGCUUGUAAAGACUGCAGCUGCACAAGGAGCAAAACUUGUAGUUCUGCCAGAAUGCUUCAAUUCACCUUAUGGCACACAAUAUUUUCCAGAGUAUGCAGAGAAAAUCCCUGGUGAGUCCACACAGAAGCUCUCUGAAAUUGCAAAAGAAUGCAACAUAUACCUGAUUGGAGGUUCUAUUCCCGAAGAGGAUGCUGGGAAGUUGUACAAUACAUGUACUGUUUUUGGUCCUGAUGGUGCUAUGUUAGCAAAGCACAGAAAGAUUCAUUUGUUUGACAUUAAUGUUCCUGGGAAAAUCCGGUUCCAGGAGUCAGAAACUCUGAGUCCUGGCAAUAGUUUCUCUGUGUUCGAUACUCCAUACUGCAAGAUUGGACUUGGGAUCUGCUAUGACAUCCGCUUUGCUGAGCUUGCUCAGAUCUACGCACAGAAGGGUUGCCAGCUCUUGGUGUAUCCUGGGGCUUUCAAUUUGACCACAGGCCCUGCCCACUGGGAGCUGCUGCAGAGAGGACGAGCUGUUGAUAACCAGGUCUAUGUGGCUGCUGUAUCUCCUGCUAGGGAUGAGAAGGCGUCUUAUGUAGCCUGGGGACAUAGCACUGUAGUAAAUCCAUGUCAAGAGAUGGUUGCUACUGCCCAAACAAACCAUGCAGUCUUCUUCAUUACUUUUGCAGACCUAAAGAAGCUUGCAGAAGUUCGUCAACAAAUCCCCAUUUUGUCCCAGAAGCGUUCUGACCUUUACACUGUUCAAGCAAAGACCGCAUGAUGCACGUAGUGACUUGGAUCCGUACACAUCUUGCCUUUUCCUGUAUCCGUCUUCAGUGAAAUACAUUUUUUAAAAUGAUGUAACCAUGAUAGAAGAAACAAUUAAACCCAAUCUAUAAACGUCUUUAUUUCUGCUUAACUGCCUAGAGCCAAGAGUAGUCAUCCCGUAGCAGGCACACCAAAUGGCAGCCUCCUUGUCCCACAGGGGUGUGGUUGAUCUGCAUCAGCCCAAAAUGCAACUCAGUCUGGACCUGAGUAACCAGAGCUCCUUCUGGCCCCAUCCCAGUGAAUGCCAACAGCCCCACACCAACCACUCAUGACGAAUGGGCAGGUGCACGGCAUGGCUGCUCAGUGCACUGGCUUCAAGGCAGGUGUCAGGGCUUACUGCACACACAUUUGUGCCACCACCUGAAUAGUUGAAGCUGCUGCUUUCCCUGCCCACAUCAGGUAGAGCUGCUUCCAUGACUGUUAGGGACAGGAGCUGCCUGGAACAGUGAGAUAGUGGAGGCCUAUUUGGACCUAGACAUGUGCCCGGUCAUGUGUUGCACCUUAUUGCCACUUCUCCAGCAGAGCUUUUCAUACUUGAAAGGGAGGACAGUAGGGAAGGAGGAGAGAAGAGACCCAAGGCCAGGCUCAGGUUGUGGCUAGGAGGCAGAGUGGCAUGCUAGAAGCCAACAGAAUCCUGAGCAGGCACCCAUCCUGUAGAGAAGGAGAUGUUUAAAAUUAGAGUUUGGACUGUGGUAGCUCUGAGAGUGAAAGUUUAAGUGUAAACUCUCCCACUGACUAAAGGGUACCUCCAUAUUCAGAGGUGGGAAACCUCUGAAUCCCAGUGUCAGGACUGGAGGUAACAUCAGGGGAAGACCAUGACCGCUAUGCCCUGCCUGUUGGCUUUCCAGGGCAACUGGUUGGCCACUGUAAAAAUGUUCUUAAGGUAUCCUCCGGCUCACAAGGACUUGGCUUAUAAAACAUCUUUUAGGACCAGACAUUAUGCAUUAUUUUCAUCCAUUGCAAUCACAUUCAUGUGUGCACUAUAAGAAAAAUCAUUGAUGCUGACAUUUUUAAAGCAGCAAUAUUUUAGUCCUUUAUUCCCAUGCCAAAAAAAGUCUGUAGACCUCAUUUGGAGUGCAUCUGACCCUAGCCCCCUUCACUCCCCAUUUUGAUUGCUGCCAGCGCAGGGACUCACACAAGCACAUUUUGAUAAGAUAGAGGAUGUUACUUUACAUAUUGCUGCACUGCAGCAUACGGUCUAUUUUUAAUACAUUUUACUCUUGUGUUGCUAACCAGAAAUAUUUUCUUGUUGUUGCAGUAUGACUUGACAGAUAAGUGCCUGGACUCAUGGCUUCACUUCCACCAAUUUGUGCUGUGAACUAUGGUCCUUUGCAGGGUCUUGUACAAGUCUAAAGGGAGUAGGCCAGAAAAAAUUACAAAUUCACAUGCUCUUAUCACCCAUAAGGUCAUCUGUUUGCAGUUUUAUACUGACCAAAUAAACCUUUUCUCCAAACAAUAGAAUGGUCAUCAUUUUAAACAAAGAAUGUUUUCCACCUACAGCCACAGCUCUAUAUUGUACAGGUUAGAGGAAAUAUGUAAGAGAAAUGUCACCGAUAUAGCUGGGAAUAUAGGGGAACAGUUGUUGAACUUAACAAAAUUUUUUUACAGAAGAUGUUUCUAAGAGGCUUGCCUGACCUCUCAGCUAAACAUGCCUCAAAGGGAGUUUAGAGACCCAGCGCAGAAUAGCUUUGAAAGGGACAAGAAACAAAAACGUGACACAGCUAUAUGGCCUUGUGUAGAUUAGAAGCUGCCUUACUCAUAUCCAUAGCCAUUGUUUGUUGAGGCCCAGCUGCAGAGAGUGUUUGAGAAUGGCAGGAAUGUCCACCUUCACUGAAAUGAGGAUACUGUUCAAAGGUAGAUGUACUGGUUGAGGGCCAAAAGAUAUUCAUAUAUAUGAGAAACUUGUAAUCACCUUUUUAAAAUGGUCUUUGUUAAGAUGAAAAGUAGCAAAGGUAAACUAACUGUUUCUACAUAUUUUAAGAUGACAUUUCAGGUAUGGUGUUUGAAGUUAUGAGUUGGCCAAGAACGUGUCCCCUCAUCAAGUGAGACAGUUAGCUGUUACUAGGAGAUGCUUUACAAAUCCUAUAAAUAUAGAAAGUUGAAUUGAGAACUUCUUCUCAGAAGGGGCUCUUUGCUUGUGACCUGCUUAUCUUUGGAGUAAGAAACGCUUAUGGACUCAGGUUUUUGUUCUCCUUUAACUAUCUUUGUAACAAUGAUGGAUGAUAUAUUUCUCUGUUGAAUUCAAUAAUUAUGUUUUAAUAAAAGUGUAACA